Molecule: messenger RNA, 543 nt
Organism: Saccharomyces eubayanus
Lineage: Eukaryota; Fungi; Ascomycota; Saccharomycetes; Saccharomycetales; Saccharomycetaceae
Gene: IRC25
Product: Irc25p
Exons: 1
Coding region: 1-543 (180 amino acids)
Source: RefSeq, a predicted model, not a curated record
AUGACAUCAUACGAAUUUAAAACCAGCAUACCGAAAGAAACCAAUAUUCUUUCAAGUGCAUCACCCGACGGCAAUGAAUUAUAUUUGCAAGCUACUCACUUUAACAAUACAAUCCUAUUACAAGUUCGAUUAAAUGGAGAAAUGGAUUCCACUUAUGAGGUGUCCUUAAAAGGGCUAAACCCGCUUCUUGAUAUUGAUCCAGUGCCAUUAGCAGGAAGCUUAGGAAACACUGGCGACAAUUAUGACGAUGAGCAAGAUGAAUUUGUAAGAGAUCAUUUAUCUGAUUACCAGGUAGUUACCAAAUUGGGAGAUAGCAGCGACCCAAAAGUACCUGUGGUAUGCAUACAAAUCGCUGAAUUAUACAGGAGGGUUGUGAUACCAGAAGUGAACGGCGCAAUGGUUCAAGGCAACAUGGAAUUCAACCUGUUGAUAUCUAUGAGCAGUAAGAUGUGGAGGGCUGCAAAAGGACAGAAUGAUGACGAUAACGAUUUUGGCAAAUUAGUGUUUUUAUUAAAGUGUAUCAAAGACAUGUAUGUAAAAUGA